AUGGCCUCACUUGCAUUGAGGCAGGCAUCCCCUCUUAUCACUCCAGCCACACUAGAAGGACCUUCCAACGCACCCAUAAGUUGCACAAAGGUUGAACUCCAUCCAGAAAUCCUCUGGCAGCAAGAGGAUGCUACAAAACUCAAUCACCUGCACAGAUAUCUCAUAGGCAACAAUGCCAGCAGCAGAUCUCAACCCCCAGCACUCCACAGACUACUGGGGAAGAACACAGGGCAUCUUAUCAGCCACUUAGAUGCUUGGAAACAAACCAUGUUGCAGGAUGUGACACAAGCAGUAGAAAGCGCAAUUCAGCGCCUUCUGACUGCCCCCAGCAGCACAGAUCCACACACACCUCCCAGAAGAGUCUUCACAGUUAUAGACAACACCCCCAAGGCCCCUUCUGGCUCAGGCAGCUCAGGCAACAAGGACUUCUUAGUCCCUAUCAAGGAUGAGCCUGACCCAAAAGGAAAAAGGGUCAAACUGGAGUCACCAGAUCCACCAAAAGCAACCCCAAACACCUCCUGGGCAAUCCCACACACCCAGGAACACCCUGACCUCAACCCAGAGCAGCCCUUCAUCAGACCAACGCCUGUAGAUCUCCCAAGCACAUCUCAAGCAGCAACAAGUAAUCCCCUUAGCAAAGGAUAUCUAUCAGCGCAACCAGGAGAAACAGAUGAAGAAAAGGAGGCAAGAACGCUACACAACAUUGCUACCAUCAUGGGAAGAGUCUUAUCUGUCCAACUCCAGAGCACCUUCAGGGGACUGUCCCAAACUCCUGGCCCAGCCCAAGCAAAAUCCAAAAGCCCUGCUCCUGAAAAAUAUGAUGGCAAGAAGGGUCCUGCAGCCAAAUCAUUUAUCCUGGAUUGCAAAACCUACUUCCUUAGCAAUGCUUCCUCAUUUCCUUCUGAUCACAGUCAAAUCUCCUUUGUCCUCAUGAACUUAAAGGAUGGACAACCCAAGAAGUGGGGACAGAUCUAUCUAGAGAAGCUGCUGAAUGGGGAUGACAAGCCAAACUUGGAAUCCUGGAAUACAUUUGAAGCAGCAUUCUUGCGCAACUGGAGCAAUCCAGCAGCAGCACAAAUUGCAGAACAACGCCUGCGCAAACUCAAGCAGCUGAAAUCAGCAAGCAAUUAUGCCACAGAGUUCAGAAUCAUAGCCAGCAAACUAGAAUGGUCAGACCCUGCCCUCAUUGCCUCCUUCCGCCAGGGACUCAAGGCAGAAGUCAGAAGCAAGCUAAUUGAGUACACCCUGCACAAGAACAUCACUGCACUGGACAAGUUCAUUUCUACUGCCUCUCAAGGGCGCUCAAGCGAUUUUGUUUUCCAAGAAGGUCAGGAAGCAAGAAGAAACGCUGGAGAAUGUUCCAAGUGUGGGGAGAAAUCUCACAAAUGGGAGGACUGCAAGAAUGGAUGGCGCCUCAAAACAAUAGAACGCUCUAAGCCUGAAUCAGGAAAGGCUGCAGAAGUAGAAGAGCUGGAAUCACUUCCCCAAGCGGGAGAAGUCUGA
Molecule: messenger RNA, 1503 nt
Organism: Rhizoctonia solani
Lineage: Eukaryota; Fungi; Basidiomycota; Agaricomycetes; Cantharellales; Ceratobasidiaceae
Product: Retrotransposon-derived protein PEG10
Exons: 2
Coding region: 1-1503 (500 amino acids)
Source: RefSeq, a predicted model, not a curated record